Homalodisca vitripennis (glassy-winged sharpshooter) is the source of this 1558-nucleotide messenger RNA. RefSeq lists its product as uncharacterized. NCBI's taxonomy places the organism in Eukaryota, Metazoa, Arthropoda, Insecta, Hemiptera, Cicadellidae. The record is from RefSeq and is a predicted model, not a curated record. The annotation marks the transcript as partial. The transcript is spliced from 7 exons.
CAACAAUUUUAUUUAUAAAAGUAACAAAUUACAAAACAAUAUUCGAUAUUUAAAAUGUAAUAUGAAUACAUGUUUAAGCCGGGCAUGCUUUAAUGAACAAACUGCUCAAGUGACCACCACACCCCACAACCACGAUCCUGAUGAAGUGGCUGUAGAACUUCUGCACUUGAAAAAUGAACUCAAGGCCCAGGCAGUUACUGACCACAGGGCGCCGAGAGUCAUAUUUGACGAUGUUUGUGUAAGGUUUCCCAGAGCAGCUUUAAGGAUCGGGUAUCCCGGGGUACGCUCAACAAUAUACAAAUAUCGUCAACGGGGAAACCCGCCAAUACCUCGAUCCUUACAAGAAUUUUCCACCAUACUCCUUGGAGACCAGUGGAGACAUCUUUCUAUGACCAUCGAGGGUGGCGACGAACCACUGUUCCGAGGUGUCGUUGGCGGAGAGGCUGAAGGGUGGACAGCAGCCAUAUAUGUUUCACCGCGACUACGGACUGCGCUGGUCAACACGCAACGGCUCCACAUUGAUGGAACAUUCAAAGUAUUACCCGAACAGCUGCAUGCUUAUCAGCUGGUGACAAUCCAUGGCGAGUUCUUGAAUCAUCUGUUUCCGGUAGCUUUUGUGCUAAUGACGAGGAAAACACAGGACUCCUACCAAGGUGUUUUCGUAUUUUUAAAACAAUUGAUUCCUGAUUGGAAUCCGCAGGUCAUUUUGACUGACUUUGAGUUGGCUAUGAGCAAUGCUGCUCAGUUAGUAUGGCCUAAUGCUCGAGUAGUCGGAUGCUUCUUUCAUUUUGCACAGGCAAUCUAUCGCAUGCACAGGCAGCUUCGCCUCCAACACAUAGUUGACACCAACGUACAGGCUGCUAAGACUCUUCAGAUGCUGAUGUCAUUAGCUUUGCUGCCUGCUGAAAGAAUUGCACUUGGCCUCAGGGUCAUAACCCACUACGCAGUGCUGCACGGUCUGGCAGCCAGAUUCAGAAUACUGCUUCGCUAUAUGGAAAAUUUCUGGAUGCGGAUGGUCGGUGCAAAUCGAUUUAGCGUGUUUGGCGAGCCGCACCGGACCAACAACGCUCUGGAGGCGUUCCACAGCAGCUUAUUAAGGACAAUGGGGCCACAUCCUGGAGUGUGGAAGUACCACGAUAACCUCAGGAAAAUUGAAAAUGCCCAGUGGCAGGACUACAAUCGAAUGGCGAAUGGCGUACAGCAUGUUCGCCAAAGAAGGCGUGCCUACGUGCGCCAAGACGCUGCAAUACACCAGGCGUCAACCAUGUUGAUCCAGGGGAGAUACAAUGAGGCGCAGUUCCUAAACCGCGUGUCGCACUUUACCUUGUCGUUAGCCGACACAAUGAGAGCUGAGCGAGUGCGGCUAGCGGCAAUCCCUGGCAAUGAUGGGCGCCGUGUAGCAGCAGCAGAACCAGUGAUGCCACCACCACUUCUGCAAGCUGAGCAAAAUCGUCGUCCUGCCCCUGAGAUACAGCCACGAGCUGACCUCCCCGCUGGAGAUAGGGAACUUCCUCCUCCUGCAGCAGUAGUGGUCCCACCGCCUCCUCCUCCUGCAGCA